Messenger RNA from Aspergillus wentii DTO 134E9, 1401 nucleotides. RefSeq lists its product as uncharacterized. The record is from RefSeq and is a predicted model, not a curated record. The transcript has 2 exons. Bases 1 to 1401 code for a protein of 466 amino acids. Gene Ontology annotation, molecular function: S-adenosylmethionine-dependent methyltransferase activity. NCBI's taxonomy places the organism in Eukaryota, Fungi, Ascomycota, Eurotiomycetes, Eurotiales, Aspergillaceae.
AUGGAAGUCGAUGCAGUGAAACUGUUCAAUUAUCUCGGAAAACGCUACGAAGAUGCAUACGCAGACAACCCUUACCUCCAUGGCAUCGUCAACCGUGCGAUGAAAAUGUUGAAACCCGGCAGUCGGAUACUAGAUGUUGGAUGUGGGACUGGGAAACCCGUCGCGGAAAUGCUUGCCAACAACGGCCACGAGGUGCAUGGAAUCGAUGUCGCGGAGGAGAUGGUGAAGAUUGCCCGGAGUCAGGUGCGCGGCACUUUUGAAAAGGCCGAUAUGAGGACUUACACCCCGCCACACACGUUGGAUGCUGUCUUUGCGGCGUAUUCGCUUUACCAAAUCUCUCCGAGUGAUACCUAUUCAGUGGUCUUUCGAUUUGCCGAGUGGUUGCGCGAAGGAGGUGUUCUAGUGCUGGGAGCGACACCAAGCACUAGCUUGCCUCCGGAUCUGGGCGUCUAUGACCCUAUCUGGAAUUGCGUGCGAGGGGUGAGAACGACAUGGAUGACGAAGACAUGCAAACAGACUUUCCUGUCUGAGAGUGGAUGGGAGGCUCUUCUUCAACUCGCAGGGUUCACCAUUGAAGCAGACCAGGCCUUCAAGUUCACUCCCAAAGACCCGGAGUACAACCCAACAGAAGUUCAUUAUUUCAUAGUGGCAAGAAAGACAAAUCUUCAUCCAUUACUUGGCCCAUAUCCUCUCCCGAUAUUAUAUCCCGGGUCACGACCGCGCCAUGACGAAACCUGGAGCUUGCUUCAGGACCGAUUAACUGUCGGGGAAAGACGAAAUGCGGUUAAUAACGCUCUGAGGUACAGCCAAAAGAUGUUGGAAGUGGGCGGUGGAUUCGGAUCGUUCCGGCUUCUCUCACCAAAGGUUCAUGAAAGACAUGAUGUGCUAUGCGAAAGUCUGCCAUUCAAAGAUAGAAGCUUUGAUUCCGCAUUUGCAAUGUUUACUCUGGACCAUGUGAGCGACCUUGGGAAAUCACUGCGAGAGCUUACCCGUGUGGUGGACGUGUCUUUCCCUUAUUCAAGGAUUGUAAUUGUCCAAGGCGCACCGGACAAUGAAUGCCUGAGACUGAUAAAUUCCGUCUGCGUCCCUCUAAGCGCACAGAACCCCGAGAUCAGUCACCAAGGACACUUGCUCCACACUGCAAAAAACGUUUUAUCUGAAAUGGGUUUUGGAAGCAGCUCUAUUCACAGAGUAAACAGCCACUAUGUAUUCAGUGAGGAUGACACAGAGAGCUCCAACCAGGCUGCAGCGGAGUUGGCUGGACUUUGGCAUCGAGAUGACCAGAACUAUGCGCAGAUGCAGGAAAAUCUAGUUCCUCAUCUGCGAGAUCUUUUUGCUGACCAUCAACGUGUGCUUCGAAAUGAAUUAGCGGUACUUGUGGCUGGGCCGACACCGAAUUGA